Molecule: messenger RNA, 1171 nt
Organism: Musa acuminata AAA Group (dessert banana)
Lineage: Eukaryota; Viridiplantae; Streptophyta; Magnoliopsida; Zingiberales; Musaceae
Product: momilactone A synthase-like
Exons: 2
Coding region: 152-988 (278 amino acids)
Molecular function (GO): oxidoreductase activity, acting on the CH-OH group of donors, NAD or NADP as acceptor
Source: RefSeq, a predicted model, not a curated record
CUUGUCGGUGUUUUCACGCAAGGUUGCUCCGAGAUGAGGAACAGAUCCAUGGAAGGCGCUGAGAUUGCUGGGGAAGAGAUGGGUACUUCUUGAGAUGGCUAUAAAUGAGACAUCACCUAUGUGAUGAUCGUAGAGUAAAAGGGCGAUCAAAAUGCAAAGUGCUCCGCUGCUGUUCUCAGCCGCUAAAAGGCUAGAAGGCAAGGUGGCCUUGAUCACCGGCGCAGCUAGCGGCAUCGGCGAGGCCACCGCCAAGCUCUUCGCCCGCCACGGCGCCAGGAUCGUGAUCGCUGACGUCCAAGACGACAAAGGCCACUCACUCUGCAGCGCCCUCGGCCCUUCCGUUGCCUCUUACGUCCACUGCGACGUCACCAACGAGUCCGACGUCCAGCAGGCCGUUGACGCCACCGUCUCCCACCACGGCAAGCUCGACGUCAUGUUCAACAACGCCGGCAUCAUCGGCGAGCCGUGCCUGCGGCUCCUCGAGUCGGAGAAAUCAGAUUUCGAGCACGUGGUGGCCACCAAUCUGGUAGGGAGCUACCUGGGGACGAAGCACGCGGCGCGGGCGAUGCUGCCCGCACGCCGGGGCAGCAUCGUGAUCACCGCGAGCGUGGCGUCGGUGAUCGCGAGCAUAACGCCGGUGGCAUACACCUGCUCCAAGCACGCCGUGCUGGGGCUCAUGAAGAGCGCGGCGCUGGAGCUGGGCCAGUUCGGGAUACGCGUCAACUGCGUGUCGCCCUACGCGCUGCCCACGCCGCUGGCGAUGAAGGCGUUCGGCAUGGGGGAGGAGGAGCUUUCGGACAACAUGGAGGAGCACGCUACGCUCAAGGGGGUGAGGCUCAAGGCGGAGGACGUGGCGGAGGCGGUGGUGUACCUGGCCAGCGACGAGUCCCGAUACGUGAAUGGGCUCAACCUUCUUGUGGACGGGGGGUUCUCAACCGGAAACCCCUCGCAUGGCUUGUUUCGCUACUCCAUUCCCGAGAACAAGUGAAGCCAUGUGAUUUCGUACUCCGUUCCCUCACACAGUAGCCAUCUGUUAUCGAAGCCAUGUGAUUUCCUGUUCUAUUUUAUGAAUUAUCUCAAAAUUUUUAAUAUAUAUUAUUGUCUGGAUAGAAGCAUAUGGACAGAUCUAUAUUUAAAAAUUAUUUAUCUUUUAAAUUUAUGUUUUAUCUCA